UACUCCUUACUCCUUACUCCUUACUCCUUACUCCUUACUCCUUCUUCUUCUUUAUAUAAUCCCUCUUCUUCCUUCUUUCGAUUCAAAAUCCAUAUUGCUUUUUAUUUCUCCAUGCAUUAAUAUUUGAUCUAAUUUCUUCCGUUUCAUAUGUCUGAUAAUAAUAAUAAUAAUAAUUCCCCCCUCCCUCCCGGUCGCCACCGCAUCUUCCGCGGUAUCCGUUCCCGUUCCGGCAAAUGGGUCUCUGAAAUUCGGGAGCCACGUAAGGCUACUCGUAUUUGGCUUGGAACUUACCCAACUCCCGAAAUGGCUGCCGCCGCCUACGACGUCGCCGCUCUCACUCUCAAAGGCCCUAAUGCUUCCCUUAAUUUCCCUCAUUCUCUUUUAUCUUAUCCCAUUCCUCCUUCCACUUCCCCUUCUGACAUUCGCGCCGCCGCUGCCAUUGCUGCCGCCGCCAGAAACCCCAAUAACACUAGCCCACAAGCUUCUCCUGCUGCUGCUACUACUAUUACUGCUACAACUACUGAAUAUUCUUCUGUGACUGAGGCGAUCGAUGGAGGUGGGCCGUCCUCCCAUGCGACGGGGGAUUGUUCCGGCAAGUUUGUGGACGAGGAAGAGUUAUUGAACAUGCCGAAUUUACUUGUGGAUAUGGCGGAGGGAAUGCUGGUGAGUCCACCAAGGAUGAAGUCGCCGUCUUCCGAUGACAAUUCUCCCAACCAUUCUCAAGGAGAUGAUGGAUUAUGGAGUUACUCCAAAUAAUUCCCAACAAAUUUUCCGAUUUAACAAAAAAUUGAAGAGAGAAAAAAAAAAGAAAAAGAAAAAGAAAAACAGAGCAGGUGAAUCAUAUCAUAAUCCAAUCCCCUAAUUUUUUAUUUUAUAUUGGGUUUAUUAAAAGGGACCUUUUUCUUUUUCUUGGUUUGAUUGCUGCUGUUCUGAUUUAUCUUCCACAUGAUCAAAGUUUAGGAUUAUUAAUCAAUUUCUAACUAUGGUUAGAGAUGUUGGGAAUUGGAAGAUUUAAUUAAAAAGAAAAGAGGAAUUGAAAGGUGUAAUUAUUGGUGAGUCCAUACACUGCCUGCUGCAGUUAAUGGAACUUAGCCCCAAAUCUGUCACAUUCAAUUAAA
Messenger RNA from Cucumis melo (muskmelon), 1118 nucleotides. Its product is annotated as ethylene-responsive transcription factor ERF027. The transcript has a single exon. Gene Ontology annotation, molecular function: DNA-binding transcription factor activity; DNA binding. The coding region runs from base 148 to 756 and encodes 202 amino acids. Gene Ontology annotation, biological process: regulation of DNA-templated transcription. NCBI's taxonomy places the organism in Eukaryota, Viridiplantae, Streptophyta, Magnoliopsida, Cucurbitales, Cucurbitaceae. The record is from RefSeq and is a predicted model, not a curated record.